Messenger RNA from Guyanagaster necrorhizus, 2071 nucleotides. Its product is annotated as L-serine ammonia-lyase. Gene Ontology annotation, biological process: gluconeogenesis. Bases 67 to 1890 code for a protein of 607 amino acids. The record is from RefSeq and is a predicted model, not a curated record. Lineage: Eukaryota; Fungi; Basidiomycota; Agaricomycetes; Agaricales; Physalacriaceae. The transcript has 23 exons. Gene Ontology annotation, molecular function: 4 iron, 4 sulfur cluster binding; L-serine ammonia-lyase activity.
CUCUCUCCGACCAAUCAGAGGUUGCGACCCUUCCUUGACACUGACCGUCGUCGGUGUGCCGUCGUUAUGUUCCGCCUGGUCCUGCCUCUCUUCGCUCGUCGUCGUCCAUUCUGUCCAUCGCGAUCCCAGUUCAGUACCAGGGUGGCCGUUCCAGAGACGCUCCAGCAACCAGAGCAUGCAGUCAUAUCUGCAUUUGACCUGUUUAGCAUCGGUGUUGGUCCGUCUUCGUCUCAUACAGUCGGCCCAAUGCGCGCCGGAAAGAUUUUUAUUAAUGAUCUAAAGGAGCUGCAGUUGCUAGAAAAGGUGAAGACGGUCAAAAUCACUCUAUACGGUUCGCUCGCUGCCACGGGAAAAGGCCAUCAUACACCUCAAGCCAUCCUUCUCGGGCUAGAAGGCUCCGAUCCUGAAACAAUUGAUACUGGUACCAUUCCGUCUCGGUAUGACUCCAUCUUGACAACCAAGUACCUCUACUUGGGUGGCCACCAUCGAAUCCAUUAUGACAUGGAUCGCGAUAUGUUGUGGCGCUGGGACCAAGUUCUUAAGACACACCCAAACGGAAUGCGAUUCAGCUGCUUCGGAGAAGAUGGGGACCUGCUAGCUACCAAUGAGUAUUUCAGCGUCGGAGGCGGCUUUGUUGUUAACGAAAAAACCAAAGUGGAUGAGAAUUUAUUUUACAAGGGUGUCGAUAAACGGGUCGUUCAAGCUGCAAGGCUACAUCAAACGUACUCCUUGUCAGAACCCCAUAUCGAAGCAGAGCCAUCAAAUUCACCCGGAGAUACUCCUAGCACCAGCGAUCACCCGCCUUAUCCCUUUGAAUCGGGGAACAGUCUUUUAGCUUUGACGAAGAAGCAUAAUAUGACCAUUGCACAAAUUGUUUAUGAUAACGAAAAAUCAUUUGGGUAUACCGAGAGUGACAUACAUGAUAAAAUUUUUCGAAUAUGGAAAGUCAUGGACGAUUGUAUUCGGACAGGUGUUUCUGCUGUCGAUCCGACGCUGCCUGGAAGACUUGGACUUCGUCGGCGGGCACCCAUGUUGUACAGACGAUUGAUGCGAGGAUUCUAUAGUGGUAUCGCCUCGCCAACUUUACCGGCCAUUGGGUCAGGUUGGUCAUCCAAUGACGUACGAACGAUCGGUUCUCCUGAAACUGAAGAGACGAAGGACAACACACUGAACAGACCACUGUCUGGAGCUCCGAAGAUCGUUAGAAGAACAAACAUGACUAGAGUGGUGGGCAGUUUCGAUCAUCCGCUGUUACCCGUGCCUCCGAGGAAAACUACGAUACCGGCUAUGGAUUUCCUGUCAUGUUAUGCAAUUGCUGUCAACGAAGUCAACGCUAGUGGUGGAAGAAUUGUCACGUCGCCAACAAAUGGUGCAGCAGGUGUGAUUCCUGCGGUCUUGAAAUACAUUCUUGAGUUUGUUAGCGAUGAUCCUGAGAAGAGCGUCAUGACCUUUCUGCUUACGGCUGCUGCAAUCGGAAUGCUAUUCAAGCGUGGAAGCACAAUAUCUGCAGCAGAGGGCGGAUGCCAGGCAGAAGUUGGUGUUGCGUGUUCCAUGGCAAGUGCUGGCUUCGCUGCCUGCAUGGGUGCCACUCCCGAGACCGUAUUGCAGGCGGCCGAGAUAGGCAUAGAGCACAAUCUGGGUCUUACGUGUGACCCGAUAGAUGGCUUGGUUCAGGUUCCAUGUAUCGAACGUAACAGUCUCGGUGCUGUCAAAGCAAUCACGGCUGCUCAGCUAUCUAUGGCGAGCCAAGGCGUGUAUAGCGUGACUCUUGAUGAGGCCAUAGAGGCUAUGCGACUUACGGCGGCGGAUAUGAGCGUGAAAUACAAGGAAACAAGUCUUUCGGGACUUGCGACUACCGUCAAGAUCCCUUUAACGGUCCCAGCAUGUUGAGAACAAAUCGACCUUGUCGACGUUAUCACGCUCUCUCUUCACCGGACUCAUUUCUAGAACGUAUGGUAUACUUAAUUGCGGACUCCUGAUUAUAGAUGAUAGAUAUGUUGAUGUUUCGCUUGUUCGAAUGCUUUCGAUAGUAAUGAUUAGAUGAUCUCAAUGUACUGGCAACAGUUGCCCU